AUGAACUCUUUUGCCCGGUCUUCACGGAGCGUCGCGCCUAAUGCUCUGACAAGGGCAUCUGCUCGUAGCAGCGCCCCUGCGACUGGCAGGACCCAGACAUAUCGUCUCCAGUCCACCGACAGCCUCGCCUCCAUCCGCAUCCAACAAUCCUCCUCUCAACAGCUCUCCUCCUCCUCCUCUCUUCGCCCUACUACUCUUCGAUCAUCCUUCCUUCCCCAUGAGAUCCGACCCCUCAUCUCUGCCACACCAGCCCGCUCCUUCCACGUAGCGACGCCGACAUGGCAAAAACAAGAGAAGCCCCAGGCUGAGACGAAGCCUGCCGAGGAAGCUUCCAAGGCCGCCGAGGAGGAGAACACCAAGUCCUCCGAGUCAGCCGACAAGGAGGGCGCCUCGUCCGGCGACAAGAAGAAGGAGGGCGAAGAGGGCGAUGGCAAGCAGGAGGAGAAGAAGAAGGAGGACGCCCCUCCGCCUCCGCCCCACGGUGACAUGACACCGUGGCAGGUCUUCAUGGAGACGAUGAACACGGAGCUCAAGAAGUCCAAGGAGUGGAACGAGUCGACCAAGGCCCUCUCUGGCGAGAUCCAGACCUUCCAGGAGAGCGAGCGCGUGCGCAAGGCCCGCGAGGCCUACCAGACCACCACGGGCGCCAUCGGCAAGACAACAUCGACCGUUGUCAAGACGACGGCCGGCGCCAUUGGCAAGGGCGCUGCGUGGACCUGGGACACGAGCGCCGUCAAGGGUGUUCGCAAGGUCGCCAACGUCACCGGCGAUGCCCUCGACAAGGCGACCAAGCCCAUCCGUGAGACCGAGGCCUACAAGAACGUCAAAGAUGUCAUUGAUGAUGGCAGCUCUUCGCGUUACGGCGGCUGGGUAGAGAAGGAGGAGCGCAGGCAAAAGCGUGAGGCUGAGAGGGCUCUCAGGGGCGAGACGCCGGAGAACUUUGUUGAGGACCCUGAGGCUGGCACAAACGUCACGCUUCACAAGGACGCUGCCUGGAAGGAGGCGUGGAGAGACUUCCGCGACCAGAACAAGGUUGUCCAGGGCUUCUUCAGCGCUGGCAAGGUCUACCAGGAGUCCGAGAACCCCCUCAUCUCAACAGCACGAAGCAUCACCGACACCAUCGGUGGUUGGUUCGCCGAGAACGAGCAGGCUCAGGUCAUCAAGAAGUUCCGCGAGAUGGAUCCCAACUUCAAGAUGGAGCCCUUCCUCACGGAGCUGCGCGAAUACAUUCUUCCCGAGGUCCUCGACGCCUACGUCAAGGGUGACGUCCCAACCCUGAAGCUGUGGCUCUCGGAGGCGCAGUACUCCGUCUAUGACGCUCUCACAAAGCAAUACCUCAAGGCCGGCAUGAAGUCAGACGGCCGCAUCCUCGAUAUCCGCCACGUCGAUAUCGCCAAGGCGCGCAUGCUCGAGCCCGGCGACAUUCCCGUGUUUGUCAUCACCUGCCGUACCCAGGAGGUGCACGUCUACCGUAACGCCAAGACCAACGAGCUCGCGGCCGGCAUGGAGGACAAGGUGCAGCUGGUGACGUACGCCAUCGGCAUCACAAGGCUGCCCGACGAUGUCAGCAACCCGGAGACGAGGGGAUGGAGGCUCAUCGAGAUGCAGAAGAGCGGACGCGACUACUACUAA
This is a messenger RNA of Verticillium nonalfalfae, 1632 nucleotides long. RefSeq names its product protein translocase subunit (gene TIM44). Gene Ontology annotation, molecular function: protein-folding chaperone binding. The record is from RefSeq and is a predicted model, not a curated record. Gene Ontology annotation, cellular component: mitochondrial inner membrane. The coding region runs from base 1 to 1632 and encodes 543 amino acids. Gene Ontology annotation, biological process: protein import into mitochondrial matrix. NCBI's taxonomy places the organism in Eukaryota, Fungi, Ascomycota, Sordariomycetes, Glomerellales, Plectosphaerellaceae. The transcript is spliced from 2 exons.